This is a messenger RNA of Prorocentrum cordatum, 871 nucleotides long. NCBI's taxonomy places the organism in Eukaryota, Dinophyceae, Prorocentrales, Prorocentraceae. The record is from the annotation of a GenBank genome assembly.
GUUCUGGCAUGGCCCGGCCGAGCCGCGAGACCCGGAGGCCCCGAACCUCCCGAGGCUCCUGGAGCGCCGCUGCGUCCCCGCCGACAGCGUCGGCAUCGACAUCGACAGCUUGUUUGCCCCGUGGGCGCGGAGCGCGCAGUGCGUGGCGCUAGAGGUGCGCGACCCGUACCUCAGCUACCUACGCCGAGCAUCCGACGUGUACCCGGCAUGCGAGCAUCUCGACGCCGACUCCUUGCUCGCAGCGUUGGACGGGAAGGACCUCUGCGCAGUCGCGGGUCUGGCCAUGUUCGAAGAUUUGGUCCGCGCAGUCAACCGAGCCCCCCAACACCUGAGCAAGGUGGUGUUGUGCACCCGCGGCCUCCUCCGAACCGACGUCCCCGCCGACCAACUUCUCCAGGACUGGGCUGGCGCCUUCCGGCUUCGAUGGGGGCCUUGCGGCAUGGACCUCGACGUGGGCGCCUCCCUGGCGAUCGAAGCUACCGUGGAGCGGGGGCUGGCUUUCCACCUCGACACCGUCGCCAGCGUGGGCGUACCCUCGUGUCUCCGACGGGCCAGACAGACCGACCUGGCGGUUUUCGAGUAUCGCGGACUGUGGCUUGGGAUUCGCGCCGAGGCAAUGGCCGACGCUGCGGCUGCGGCGGUCCAGACCGCUCCACCGCCGACGGCGCCAGACAGGGAACGAGAGUCGGCAUUGACGCGCUUGGUACACAGGGUUGUGGUCGCCAGACAUCGGCGCUCGCGGCGCGGCCUCGUAUUCUGCACCCGGUGCCGUUGGUCACGACCAGCAGCUGACGCCGUCACCCAACUCGCCGACCUGCGGCUCCUACGACUCCGCUGGGGUGGCCUCCCAGGCCGCUGCGCGCCGGACCGG